Molecule: messenger RNA, 639 nt
Organism: Suillus fuscotomentosus
Lineage: Eukaryota; Fungi; Basidiomycota; Agaricomycetes; Boletales; Suillaceae
Exons: 4
Coding region: 1-639 (212 amino acids)
Source: RefSeq, a predicted model, not a curated record
AUGUAUUUUGACAAUCUUGCUCUUAGCCUUCGAGACAGAUUCCAGCAGCAGGGUGCUGCUCCUGAUCUGGAUGGGGACAUUGAGCACCAUCGAACUGCGUUGCACCUAUACUCUCCAGUCAUUUUGCUUCUACCUCCACCAUUUUCAGACCUUAGAGGGCAGCUGAAGGAGGUCCAGCUAUCAUCGUCAAUGCUAAUCAGUGCAACUGCCAAAAUCUCUGAGUUGUCCUUCAAGUUCCAGUCCAUCGUAAAGCAAUUUGGUUCAUCUGAUCAUCAAAAUGAGCUUGUCAACAUUCUUUGCAAGCUUUGGGACCAUAUUGUCGACCCCAUGGUCCAAGCCUUUAUGAGUCAAAAGUUGGCCAUAACUCGCGUAUCUGAUGGUUGUCCCGCUGCUGAGUUCACACUGCUUCCUCUACAUGCCGCAGGGACCCUACGAGAAAAAGAGAAACCUCAAAUUUACUUUUCCUCUUACACCCCGACAUUGGUGAAUCUCAUUCGUGCGAGACAGCAGGUGUCAUUGGGUGAGAAUGGGUCAGGAAAUUCUACCUUCCUCCAAUCCAUUGCCAAGUACAGCCAACACAGACCGCAGGGCUGUAGCAUGUCAAAUCUCAGGGAAAGAGCACAGAUGAAGAAGGAUUAG